Propithecus coquereli (Coquerel's sifaka) is the source of this 1026-nucleotide messenger RNA. Its product is annotated as potassium channel subfamily K member 17-like. Gene Ontology annotation, biological process: stabilization of membrane potential; potassium ion transmembrane transport. Gene Ontology annotation, cellular component: membrane. The record is from RefSeq and is a predicted model, not a curated record. Lineage: Eukaryota; Metazoa; Chordata; Mammalia; Primates; Indriidae. Gene Ontology annotation, molecular function: potassium ion leak channel activity.
AUGGCUCCCAGCAGGCUCGGGCUCCCUGCCUCUCCCGCCGUGUACCAACCGCGAGCCCGGGCGGCGCCCAAGGGCGGGGUCCAGCGCUGCCCGCUGCCGACCACCUCGCUCCUGCUCCUCGCCUACCUGGCUUACCUGGCGCUGGGCACCGGCGCGUUCUGGGCACUGGAGGACCGCGCGGCGCAGGCGCACGACAAGUGGGAGCUGUUGCGGAACUUCACGUGUCUGGACCGCCCAGCGCUGGACUCGCUGAUCCGGGACAUCGUCGAAGCGUACAAAAACAGGGCCAGCCUCCUCAGCAACACCACCAGCAUGGGGCGCUGGGAGCUCGUAGGCUCCUUCUUCUUUUCCGUGUCCACCAUCACCACCAUCGGCUAUGGCAACCUGAGCCCCCACACGAUGGCCGCCCGACUCUUCUGCAUCUUCUUUGCCCUCGUGGGGAUCCCGCUCAGUCUCGUGGUGCUCAACCGCCUGGGCCACCUCAUGCAGCAGGGAGUGCACCGCUGCGCCCGCAGGCUGGGGGGCGCUGGGCGGGACCCCAGCAAGGCGCGGUGGCUGGCGGGCUCCGGCGCCCUCCUCUCGGGCCUCCUGCUCUUCCUGCUGCUGCCCCACCUGCUCUUCUCCCACAUGGAGGGCUGGAGCUACAUCCAGGGCUUCCACUACGCUUUCAUCACCCUCAGCACCGUGGGCUUCGGCGACUACGUGAUCGGGAUGAACCCCUCUCGGUGGUACCCGCUGUGGUACAAGAACACGGUGUCCCUGUGGAUUCUCUUUGGGAUGGCGUGGCUGGCCUUGAUCAUCAAACUGAUCCUCUCCCUGCUGGAGACGCCAGGAGGGGCGUGUUCCUGCUAUCACCACAGCUCCAAGGAGGACUUCAAGUCCCAAAGCUGGCAGCAAGGCCCAGAUGGGGAGCCGGAGUCCCACUCCCCACAACAAGGCUGCUGUCUAGAGGGGUCUAUCGAAAUCAUACAGCACCUGGAACCCUCUACUCAGGUUGCACACUGUGGCAAGGACAAUAAUGCCUGA